ACAACGAACGAAUGAUAGACUACCGGUGGCGACUUUCUUCAGUCGGAAUUCUCGAGCGUAUCGGAGGAGGUGUCACAAUUAUGAAGCUGUCCAUCGUACUAGUCGCCCUUUGCGGUUUGGUAGUUGCAGAUCUACCGGAUGCUCGAUUGAUUGGAGGAACAAAUGCAGCCUGGGGACAGUUCCCGUGGGCCGUUUCCAUCAAUACGCCCUUCUGGCUACACUGCGGUGGCGUAAUCGUCGAGCGGCAGCAUGUGCUCACAUCGGCUCAGUGCGUUCUAAACUUUGAAAAUCGCCUGAUCGACCCGUACUGGUUGACCAUUGUGGCCGGAGAUGUUGCUCUGGCACCGCAGGGAGCUCGCCGUCAGACCCGAAGAGUAUCGCAAAUCUUCGUCCAUCCCGAGUUCAACGUUUUCACCCGGGAACACGAUCUCGCCGUGCUGCGUUUGGACAGGCCUUACGAUCUUCCGGCGAACACCGUAGAUGUCGUGCGUCGUCGUACUCAAAUUACCCGUAUCAACGAGGCCUGCCAGUUCGCUGGAUGGGGAGCUGCCUCGAAUGCUGCCAAUGCCCCACUGAACGUGCUCCUUCGGUUCCUGCCGAUGAACGUGAACGAUCGGGAUCUUUGCAACGGUGCUCCGAUGCAUGCCGGACGUGUUAUGGAGUCCAUGAUCUGUGCUGGCAACACUGCUGCCUCAAAUAACGCAGCCCCUUGCAACGGUAAUCUCGGAACGGGACUGUACUGCAAUCGGGAGCUUGUGGGAACGUUGUCCUUCGGAGCCAACUGUGGUGCUGCCAACAACCCGCCGGUGUUCACCCAGGUGCGGAACUACAACCGGUGGAUCAACGAGCAGUUCAACCGAACUGUUGGACAGCCACCGAACUGGAGUCCAGCUCAUCUGUAAAUGGAGGCAUUUUUUGUAACUAGGUUU
Molecule: messenger RNA, 929 nt
Organism: Uranotaenia lowii
Lineage: Eukaryota; Metazoa; Arthropoda; Insecta; Diptera; Culicidae
Product: transmembrane protease serine 11D-like
Exons: 2
Coding region: 12-902 (296 amino acids)
Biological process (GO): proteolysis
Molecular function (GO): serine-type endopeptidase activity
Source: RefSeq, a predicted model, not a curated record